AAUCUGCCUUUUGAUAACCUUCAGCUGAAAGCAAGAUGAAUUUCACCUGUUAUAAGUUUCAAGUCGCCCUGCUGCCCACAAUGUAUGGAAUUGAGUUCAUCGUGGCACUGGCAGGGAAUCUGUUUGCCCUGUGGCUGCUGGUGGUCAGAGAGAGAAGAAACUGGCACACUGGGGUCGUCCUGUCUUGUAACUUGGCCAUCAGUGACCUGCUGUAUGUCCUCACCCUGCCUUUGCUGAUUGUCUACUACUCACGGGAUAAAGACUGGUCGUUUAGUGAACCUGUGUGUAAAAUCGAAAGGUUUCUUUUCACCUGCAACCUGUAUGUGAGCAUCUUCUUUAUCAUGGCGAUAAGCGUGAACAGAUGUGUGGCCAUUGCAUACCCCUUCUUCACCCAUUCCUACGUAAAGCCUGCCCACGCCAAAGUCGUCAGUGUCAUCAUCUGGAUCAUUGUUGGAGUCAUUUCCUGCCCUGUGUUGAAAUAUGCUUCAGUUUGCCCAAAGGGCGACAAAAAGGAGUGUGUGUCCCUCUGUGACAAGACGUAUGAGAGUCCUCACUUCAAUUACAAAAUAUUUCUUGCUGUGUUUGGGUGUCUUGUUCCCUUUCUGGUGACUUUCAUUUCAUACUGCAUUGUGAUUUCAGUGGUGUGGAAAAAUACCAAUAUAACCACAUUGGAGAAACGCAAGGUAGCUCUGUUGGUCAUGGCAGUGCUCGUUCUGUAUGCCAUUUCCUUUGUGCCGUUCCACAUCUUCCAGAUUUAUCACUUGAAUGUGAAAAUUCAUAAUCCAGACAACCAAAUCUGUUGGAUCUACAACAUGUACCAGGUGUCCAAGGGACUAGCAACGUUGAACAUGUGUAUCCAUCCAAUCCUUUACAUGGCUUUGUUUGACAGUAUCAGAGUGGCUUGUUGUGGGAAGAACCAAGAGGACAACAACAGGGUCGUGAUGAGGAAGUAGAGCUGCUGAUUUACAUCACUAUUUUUAUGCUGUAAAAGCUUAAGCUAAUUUUGAUUCUACCCAGAAGAAGCUCUUUUUUUUAAUUCUUGUCUUGUUUUUGUUACUAUUACUAGGGCUACCAUAAGACUGUUUAGUUGUUAUUCUUAAGCCACUGAUCAUUUUGCCUCAUUGCAGAAUCAUAUAACUGUAAAGAUUUUAUCUAUAAUGACACACCCAACAUGACACAAAAAUAAAACUGACAAAUCGGUUCAAAAACUGUUGUAUGUGUUCUAAUU
Centropristis striata (black sea bass) is the source of this 1228-nucleotide messenger RNA. RefSeq names its product purinergic receptor P2Y11 (gene p2ry11). Gene Ontology annotation, molecular function: neurotransmitter receptor activity; G protein-coupled ATP receptor activity. Gene Ontology annotation, cellular component: plasma membrane. Gene Ontology annotation, biological process: G protein-coupled receptor signaling pathway; cellular response to ATP; calcium-mediated signaling. The record is from RefSeq and is a predicted model, not a curated record. Lineage: Eukaryota; Metazoa; Chordata; Actinopteri; Perciformes; Serranidae. The coding region runs from base 36 to 953 and encodes 305 amino acids. The transcript has 2 exons.